GUUCCCCUGCUUAAUUUCCUGGUGAUGAUUGCUAAGUAUUCGAUUGCUGCUGCAGACCGUGGGCAGGGUCUCAACAAUGCCAUCCUCGACGCGGCAUCGUUAGGCCGCCAGAUCGCUCUGCUGAAGGAUAAGUCAGUCGACUCUUUAGCUCCUGCUGUGGCGGCGUAUGAAAAGGAGGUUUGGGAGAGAGGUAAAGAGGCCGUGAAGAUGUCGAACGUGAAUAGUCUCUCCAUCCACAAUUGGGAGCAGCUGCAAAGCUCCCCUCUUUUCACUGCCGGGUUGAAGCAGAAAGCAGCGAAGCCCGAGAAAUCAUCGUGA
Rasamsonia emersonii CBS 393.64 is the source of this 318-nucleotide messenger RNA. Its product is annotated as Tetracycline resistance protein from transposon/Tn4400. Lineage: Eukaryota; Fungi; Ascomycota; Eurotiomycetes; Eurotiales; Trichocomaceae. The record is from RefSeq and is a predicted model, not a curated record. The annotation marks the transcript as partial. The transcript has a single exon.